GGCUGGGCCGUGGCGGGGCCGGGGCGUCGGCAGCGGGAGUAGGAUGCGGGCGGGUGGCGGUGCAGCCCCGGGGGCGCUGGCGCUGGCGCUGCUCCGCCGCUGCCUCCUGCUCGGUCCGCUGGGGCUGCGCCCGGCUAGCGCACAGGAUGGAAACGGCUGUGGCCACACACUGCUGACACCCCACAGUGGCACCCUGAGCUCCAAGAACUACCCAGGCACGUAUCCCAACCACACCAUGUGCCGCUGGCGGCUCCAAGUKCCCCCAGAUACCUCCCUACUCCUGGCAUUUGGGGAUGUGGAUCUGGAGCCUUCAGAGCACUGUGCCCACAGCUCCCUGCUGCUCGCUGACCUCCAGGCUGGCACUGCCUAUGGGCCCUACUGCAGGAACUCUGCUCCUUCUGCCCCACUCCUGGUGACAAACUCCAGCACUGUGACCGUCCUGUUCAACAGCACCAGCCACCGCUCAGGACGAGGCCUCCUCCUGUCCUAUGCCACCUCGCAGCAUCCAGACCUGGUCACCUGCCUGGUUCGAGGCACCCACUACACCCAGGAGCACGUCAGUGUGUACUGUCCUGCGGGCUGCAAGGACAUCUAUGGGGACAUCUGGGGCAACCCGAGCCAGGGCUACCGGGACACAUCGGUGCUGUGCAAGGCAGCCGUGCAUGCUGGGGUGAUYGCAGAUGAGCUGGGCGGUCAAGUCACCCUGUCCCGGGAGAAAGGCAUCACGCUCUAUGAGUCAGCCUUCGCCAACGGGCUCCACUCCAAAAGGGGAUCCCUCUCUGAAAAGCGACUCAUAUUCCACAAAGUGUGCUCUCUCCUGUCCCCAGCCUGUGAUGAUGUGCUGGAGGUGGCCACCUUCAAUGCCUCAUCCUGGUGGCAUGAGGUGGAYGCGCUGGGCCAGAGCCGAUCCUGGGGGGCCGAACGGGCAGCACUCAGCACCAGCGGCCACUCCUGGGCGGCUGAACCUGGCACCAAGGCUGCCUGGCUGGAGCUGGAUCUAGGUACCCGAAGGAAUGUCACAGGCAUCAUCACAAAGGGGUCCUCUGAGCAGCACAACUACUAUGUGAUGUCCUACCAUAUCUCCUUCAGCCGUGACGGGAAGAAUUGGAAACCCUACAGAGGCAGCAGUGGCCAGGAGGACAAGCAGGUGUUUGAAGGAAACUUCGACAGCCACGGGGAGGUCUCCAAYGCCUUUAUCCCCCCUAUCGUCGCCCGCUACAUCCGUGUCACACCACAGAGCUGGCACCAGCGCAUGGCCCUGAAGGUGGCCCUGGUGGGCUGCCCACUGGCACGGGUUCGUGCACCCCGUCCCUACGUGCCUAGUGUCCCCAAAGAGGUCCUUGAACCCACCAGCUACCCAGCCAGCCGCACCCCCAUCCCUGGCAUUGCCUUGGACCCGGAGAAGGCAGGAUCCACACUGCUGGUGAUGCUGCUCACUGGCAGCUUUGUGCUCCUCUGCUCCUGCCUCCUGCUCCUGGCUUUCCUUUGCCACAGGAAGAGGAAGUCAGCAGUGGAACUGAACUGUGGGAUCACAAAAGGGUACCCCAAGUUGGAGUCGAGCCAGGUCUGCUCCCUGCAGAGCCUGCCAGCCCCCAACUUGGCCUCCUUCUCCAUGGCCCCCAUGCCAGGGGACCUCAGCAGGACCCAUUCGCCAGACUAUGCUGAGCCAGACCUGGUCCAGGUGAGCCCUAGCAGCCAGACGGGUCCUUCGACCUUUAAGCCACUCCUGGAAGAGGGCUACACUCUGCCACUGGUCCUGAGCCACUAUGACGUCCCAGGAAAGCACCACGAGUACGCGGAGCCACUGCCUCCAGAGCCUGAGUACGCCACGCCAUUCAGUGAGCCAGAGCCCGCUGGGAUGCAUCGCAGCACCUGCGGUGUCCCAGGAACCCCUGGGUGCUCCCCGGUGCGGUAUCAGACCCCUGCCCCGCGGCCAGGGGAGCUGCCAGCCGGGGCGGAGCGGACUGGCAGCCUCUGUUUUGAGGGAUCCCAUGGGCAGCCUGGGCACUGUCCCCUUGCACAUGUGUACCAUGAAGCCUUGUGAGAAGGGGAGCACUGUGGAAUACCAGGCACAGGGGAGGUGUGUAAAGGGGGACCUUCCCCAUGCUCGCGGUUGUUUUUUUAAAUACAAUCCUUUGUAAAUAUAUAUAUUAUAUAUAGAAAAAUGUUGCAGCGCAGUG
This is a messenger RNA of Malurus melanocephalus (red-backed fairy wren), 2180 nucleotides long. RefSeq names its product discoidin, CUB and LCCL domain-containing protein 1-like. Lineage: Eukaryota; Metazoa; Chordata; Aves; Passeriformes; Maluridae. The record is from RefSeq and is a predicted model, not a curated record. The transcript is spliced from 15 exons. Bases 44 to 2044 code for a protein of 666 amino acids.